UGAUGAAGAAACACCAGCUCGUGGUAGAGUUCGAAAAUGGCAUUACAAGCCUUUUGGUGAGUUUGAUGUAGCGCUUAAGGAAUUAGAUCCAAAAAUAAAAAAAUCAGAUAGACUUGAUCUUCAAAUUGGAAUUUUGAAAACUAUUAAUGAAUCACGAGAUAUUAUUCGAUACGUCGGUCUUGUUACGAUUAAUUUCAAGCAAUUUCUCGUUACCGAAUGGGCUGAAUAUGGAACAUUGCGCGAAUAUUAUAUAAAGAAAAACCCACCUAUCACAACCAGAGCAAGACUUGCUUUUGAAAUUGCAC
Messenger RNA from Racocetra persica, 305 nucleotides. The record is from the annotation of a GenBank genome assembly. NCBI's taxonomy places the organism in Eukaryota, Fungi, Glomeromycota, Glomeromycetes, Diversisporales, Gigasporaceae.